Talpa occidentalis (Iberian mole) is the source of this 736-nucleotide messenger RNA. RefSeq lists its product as uncharacterized. NCBI's taxonomy places the organism in Eukaryota, Metazoa, Chordata, Mammalia, Eulipotyphla, Talpidae. The coding region runs from base 1 to 474 and encodes 157 amino acids. The transcript is spliced from 3 exons. The record is from RefSeq and is a predicted model, not a curated record.
AUGAAGCAAGCCCUUCUUCUGCCCGGCGCACCCGUGCCCACGCCGCCAUCCACCCGCGAGCUCCUUCCGCCCGUGGAGACUGCCGCGCCGCCGCCCGCUCCCACUCCCCGCCCCCCGGACCCCGCCGGCUUAAGUCCAGAGCCACACCUGAAGGCCGCUCCAGGAGUCGCUCCCCCGCCAAGCGCGGGACAGGGGGCGUCAGUCGCAGGCCCCGAGGCCUCAAGGCCUCAACCGCAUUUUGAAACGGCGAGGAAAGAAGGCGCAACUUCCGGCUUCUCCAACGCUCCUCACAAGCGCUUCCGGAGGCUGAAGAGCGGAAACGCAGCGUGGGCGCUUUUGGGGGAGAUCAGACUAGUAGACACCGGGCGACUGCAAGACGUCAUGGGAAAUGCCAAACGCGCAAAGCACGAUGAAAUGGGGUCCUCCAGUCUACGCUUUCGCAAUAUAAAAGUACCUUCAAACCUGUCGGGCUAACUCUCUUCGAACUCUUGCUGGGACCAAGCAGCAUUACCGCCCCUAAAUACCUCAUUCCGUUUAACUUCAGGGAGAUUCUACAAGUUAGAGGGAGUCCUGAGCAGACAUAAUGUUACUUUGCAAUUUCUAGUGAUUAUAGUUCUGCUCUUUGGAGAACUGAGUAGUGUCUGUUCGGUUAUUUGAAGACAGCUAGCAUAAACCAUCCCUAACCCUGUUUGAUUUUCUACAAACUAAAAAAUCCCGUCAGCGUCUCCAGCUAUUU